AACGCGAAUGAUUGGUUUCGUUUUGUUUCCUCCCGGUGUGUCACGGUUUGCUAAAAGACUCUAAUUCAAAAAAAAAACUGAAUCAAGUGUUGAUGUGAAAAAAAAAUCUUUCGAAUAAGCUGGGCAAAUUGUUCCGCAGAGAUUGAACAAAAGUUGGAAGUGAUUUGAAGUUUUAGUUGAAAUGCAAUUUGUUGUUUGAAUCGGGUUUCGAAAUGUUCAAAUCAGUUACACUAAAGUGAUGAAAAUUGUGUUUAAAUCUAAUUCAAAUUAUAUCGAAUCGGGCAGUGGAUCAACUGUAAUCAACUGGUAAAAUAAAAAGUAACAUUCUAUCAUUAAGUGAAUAACUGAAUGGUUAUUAAAAACACACAAACAACUCCUUAAAAUGACAUUGAAUCGACUGAAACACGAACAAUUCGUUCGAUUGUGCAAAACACUUUUCGACCACCAUUUCAACGUAAAAUUCCUCCGAACAAUCGGAAUGAAACAGCUCCGCACAAUACCCUAAGCGGAUCUCGUGUCCUCAGCACAGCAUGCUGUUUGAAGCCGUCCAGAAUGGUGACCUAGAGAAGGUAACCGCCCUGCUGGACAGCAGCGGUGCCGAUGUCAACGAGCGGGACGACAAGUUCUUCAACACCGCCCUGCACCGGUCCAUCUUCGCCCAGCGUAAUCGAAUUGAACUGAUCGAUCUGCUGAUUUCGCGUGGAGUCGACUGCAAUGCCCUCAACAAGAAGUAUCUCACGGCUUCGGAGCUGGCGCUGGAGAAGAAGUUGGACGAACUGGCCAAGCAUAUGAUUCUGCGCGAAACCGAACGCAUCGACAACCAUUUGGCUUACUAUCUCCUGAUUCGGCGCGGCAAUCUGCAGCUGUUCGAGUUUCUCAUCUCCAUCAAGCGGCUCAAGUAUGAGGAUGAGAUUCUGAUCAUCGCCAAGGCGUACGCCGAACUGAAGCUGAAGAAUGUCCCGCUGAAGGAGCACAUGGAGGCGUACCUGAACGAGAUCCUGAUCAACCAUGACUAUUGGUUGAUCAACAGUGGUAGCGGUAAGCAGCGGAAGGAUCGCGUGCAGAAUAUUCAUCGGAUUCGGGAAAUUGUGGAUAACGUACGGGAGCUGUUCGCGUCGUAUGAUAACUACAAUUUGAUGGACGUGGAUAGCAUUUUUCUGCUAAGGCUGUCCUACAUACUGGAGAAUAUUUUCUUCAUCCGGAAUCAGUAUAAGGAGCUGCCGCUGCAUCACGUGGAGUUCUGCAUCGGAAUCUUCCUACACAUAUGGAAAAACCCUCCGCACUAUGACAUCUACCGGACGAUGAUUGACAAACGGCAACUGCUAGUCUACCUGCAAGCGAUAGCCAACGAGUUAAGAAAGAUAAUCGCUCUACCUUGCUACAACAAUCUGACACCUUCACCGAGUCCACCGUCUUCAGCUUUGGACUCAUACUCCACAACGACAGCUCCCUCGCCCAUUGAAACCGUCCAUCUAACACCAUCGAAAGCGCGCACACGGUUCCGAUGGUCAACGGAGCUGAACCGGGAGCUAAUAUUCUGCUACUACGUGGUCACAAGCGGUGGUCAAAACCUGAUUGGAUAUCGCCAACGGUUCCACGACCUUUGGUGCAAACGUCAAGUGGCGUACGAAUACCUCACCGAGCAGCAACUUUUUAGUCAACUAAGACGGAUACAGCGAGACCAUCUUCUAUCGGAUGACAUCUGUCGUAAGAUACGCUCCGAAGCGAGUGAGUACGAGUUUGAUUAUCACUGUUCACAGACACGUCCUCUGAAAAUCUCCGAUAAAAACAGGAAAGUAUUUAAGAAGCUUGCGAAAAACUACAGUCGAAUGAAAGAGCUUCACUCGAUUAACCGUGCUCUGGGCUAUUUGAACUCAGUUAUCGACAUGAAGUUCAACGCUAGCAGGGAAAUUGACGUGUUAGCCAUUAAGAGAGUCAUUCAGGUGUUAGGUGAAACAUUCAGAAAUUGCAACGACACUCCUCACUUAGGUAGACAUUUAAGCAGCUUCUUGAGCAUUUUGGUUCAAAAAUACCUUCUCGAUGACACAACAAUUCGUCACCACUUGCUGCACUGUAGUAAGGAUUUCGCAUCAUUUGGUAGUGUGAGUAAUGACAGGGUGAACUACGCAGAAUUGCACGAAAAUCUUAAGAUCAUAAGAAAUUUAUUGUUGUACGUACAAAACCUAGAAUACAUCCUAGCAAUAAAGACGCUCAUGAAUCGUUUGUACGACACUAAAUGCAUUGAAGAGGUGAAGUCCUACUAUGCUUAUCUAUUUCGUAACAAUGCUAGGGAUUUUUGGAAGGAUCUCGAGUUUUCACCAUUUCUUCUGUUGGAGGUCAACUCUUUUGUAGACUCAUUGCUUGAAUUGCAAUGCAAGGCCCGAUUGAAACCGAAUAAUCGCAUCCAGCAGAUAAAGAAUCGUGUCAAGGAAGAGAUCGAUAACUACAAUACGCUACACAAACAAUUCAGCAAUACGAUUCUCAUGAUUGAUUGUAUUGUGUCCAAGAUCAAAUCUAAUCAUAGUCAUGAUAAAAUUCGUCAUCUGACUCGAUCUCACUUACGAUCAUUUCGAUUGGAUCGCACCGUAGAUCAAUGCUUUCUAAAUCAAAUAAAGUCGCAGCUAUUGCUUUACCUCCAUGAUGAUCUCAAGUUGAUUAACGACGAUACGGCUAAAUCACAAUCCAUGCUUUUAAUAGCAAGGAGUAUCUUCGCUAUCGAUCAUCACGAAGUGAAAAGUGAGUCGACUCAAACAGAGCUACUGAAAUUUUUCGAAACAUUGUCCACAGACAACUAUUCGAUUUUAAUUGAUCACUUAGAAACAAGAACCGCACGAUCGUUUAGUUUCCUACGACAUGAUGCUUUGCUUCAGAAAUCAAAAGACAACCAGCACGAUCUGUUGCGUCAAUGUUUAGUCAAACACGGUAUUCAGCUGGAUUCAUCAAUAUUGAACGAGCUCCGGGAAGAAGAAAAUCGGAUAGCAGAAGAAAAAAUCAAGCGAUUACAAAACCUAUUCCUGGACCAAAACAUGAACUUACGGGUACUUGAACGAGUUGACGAGAUCGCAUUUGAAAUGGUCAUGUUGGAAGCUACAUGGGCACUGUCUCACAAACUUCAGAACAAUAGCGAGAGUCUGUCAAGCUACGUUCCUGUUCUGUCAGGUCGUAACUUAAGGAACUACCUUUCGCACGGGAAUAUUACCUACGAAAUACUCGUACCCAACGUCAGCUUCAAAACCAUUUUGCAAAAUACCCUCAGCAUAAUAAAAUUGUCCAACAACAUCAUCUCCGAGAUCUACGAUCGCCAUAACUGGGAUUUCCACGAUCGAUUAAAAUGCCUAAAACACCAAUCCAGCGUUUUCGACAGCUUAAGGUUUCAACACUCCUCCCAAAUAUGCGACACAAUCAACCGUGAUCAGUAUCUGAUAGGAAAGAAUCACCUCAAUCACGGGAUCGUCGACCACUUGGUACAAACGCAAAGCUGUCUCCUGCUGGGACAUCUUCUAGAUCUGGAGAAUGCGCACGAAUUACUAAAAACUCUUUGCUAUCAAAUGAACGAGAUCAACGUUUUUCCCGUAAGCGGCAAACUACACGAGCUGAUCGUUGACCCUCUUGCUCGAAUAAGAUUUUGCUACAGUCUCGCACUGUUGAGCAAUGAAGAGGACAUUCUGUUGAAAAUAGUGAACGACUUUGGCUACGAUCACAUCGAUGCCAUCCCAAUGAUUUUCAACUUCGACAAACUGUUCAUCAGCCUACUCGAGAAUCAUCCAGACUACGACAUCAAUCAAGACUCCAACGUUGAGAUCCUCCAUUACGCAGUCCUUUCUGGCAAUGUCGAGCUUUUGAAUUUGCUGUUGGAUCAGUGCAAUGAUCUGAAUCAGCGAGAUAUGUACAACCUCACUCCACUGGAUGUGGCUUGCAAGCUAAGUAACCUGGAAAUGAUCAAAACACUGACCAAUGCCGGCGCUAGAUGGUACACCAACAACUUUAGUCAAUAUACGUGGUUGUUUUUGAAUAACGAUCACGAAGCGAUAAUUUUUCUGAAAAACAACGAUCUUCUGAACGAGAAGAUCACUCAAGAAUGCAUCAAUCUGUUUCUACAGUACUGCGAUGACGAUAAAGAAGAAAUAGUAGAAUUCAUGUUGAACUGCGUCGAUUUCGCUGGUCUUUAUGCAACAGCAGCCAAACACAAGCGGGUUAACGUGCUGAACUUCAUGAUCGCCAAUGAUCAACGGAUUAAGAGCAACAUCAACAAGAAGGACGGUAGGGGACAAGCAGCAAUUCACAUCUGCUGCACAAGUGGCUAUCGAGAAGUAUUGCAGCUUCUUCUAGCUCACAACGGUAACGUCAAUUUACAGGAUUCGGCAGGUAAUACUCCGCUGCAUCUAGCUGUUAAGCGAUGCAGUGUGGGUAUCGUAAAAUUGUUGCUGGAUCACAACGCAAAAAUUGAUUCGGAGAAUCAUAUGACCAAAACACCAUUAGAUUUAGCCAUACAGCUAGAAAAUAUCCGCAUCGUUAAGCUCCUGCUUAAACAAAAGCAGUUUGAUCGAAUUGUUCAGAUACCGAAUUCUCUCAAAUCACUCGACAUUCUAUACCUGUUGAAAUCUUCAAACGUUCAGUACAAAUUAGAGACGGAUUCGAACAGUAACUCACUAACUGCACUGCAUUGUGCAAAGGAUGAGAGACGAGUGCGAAUUCUAUCGCGUUUAUUCGAUGUAGACAUACGAUGUUCCCGAUUUCAAGAUACGCCACUGCACAUAGCAUGUUUGAUGAAUAGUACCAAGAUAGUUCGCGUCCUACUACAGAACGGAGCGAAUACGAGCCUUACGAAUUGUGAUAACAUCACGCCGCUCCAUCUAGCAGUAGUCAACCACAACAUUGAAAUAGUAAAACUGUUGACUCACGCUCGGCCACUGGAUCCGUAUCAAGUGAACUCCGCAUUAUCAAUUGCAGUUCAGAGAGGUUUCCUGGACGUCGCUAACAUACUGUUGGAAUGUGGCGCAAAUAUUUCUGUGAUAUCACCCGUAGUGAAAAAUUCGGAGCAGAACCUGCUGCACGCAGCUGCAAAGCAAAGCUUGCACAUCAUUCUACGCUAUCUCUUGCAAGAACGAUUCUUCGACGUUAACUUUGUUGACUCCAGUGGGUUAACUCCUCUGUUCUGUGCUGUGAUCAAUGCAGAUAUCGAAACAAUAGAAGUGCUCGUGCAGAGUGGAGCUAAUGUUAAUCAUACGAUGAAAUUCGGUCAAAAUAUUCUUACCAUUGCUACUAUGUAUGACCGCUUUGACGUAGUGCGGUAUUUUGUUAACAACUUCCCGGAUAUAAUCACCCACGUCUUAGCUGUAUCAACGCAUCAGAAUACCUGCCUUCACAUUGCUGUCCUCAAGGGAUCUCAGGAGAUGGUGAAAUAUUUUGUAAAACUUCACGUAGAUCAUGGCUAUCACAUGAACGGACAAAACCAGGACGGUUUUACGGCGCUUCACAUUUGCGCACAGACCGGAAAUGAACGGCUUUUCAGGAUACUUCUCGAUAGUGGAGCUGACCCGAGGAUCCCUCUAGGGAACGGCCAAUCGAUCCUGCAUACAGCCGUUUCGAACAAAAACUUGAACGUCGUUCGAAUCGUGUUGGAGCGGUCGUUGAUCGACCGAAAUGCGCUGGAUGAGGACGGCCGAACCAUUUUGCAUUAUUCCGUCUUUUCAAGGGACGUGUCGGUAGUGAAGGAAAUUCUCAAGCUUCGCGGGUUGAUCUUGGAUGUACAGGACAAGGCAGGGCAUAGCGCACUACAUUUGGCAGCCGAACUCCAGUAUGUCGACAUCUACAAUUGUUUGCAGAAACGAGUGGACAAUGAGCUGAGAAGCUUCGGUGGCCGGAAACGUGCAAUUGACGUCCUACUGAGGAAGUAAGAUGCAUGUAGAAGUCUUUACGACGGUAUUUUGUACAGAAAUCCCAUGUCUUCGGAACAAUUGUUGUGUUUAAAUUUUUUUAUGGAAAAUCUAUAGAGCUGCACUUGCAAUGGAAGAUGUUGUGUGAAUACGUGUAAAAUAAUAAAGUUAUUAAUGUAAUGUAACAAUUGUCCUAUAUUGUAGUACAUUAUUAGAUAAAGUCGUGUAUGAUUGCAGGUGGAGUCAGAAGAGCUUCCAUGUCACACAUCUUUCUCGUGUAAUAUCUCAGCUAUCUUAGCUAUUUUCGUAAAAGUAAGUGCCGUUCACAACUUUGUGUACACAAUCCAGUUGCAAACCAGAUUAGUCUAGCAAGAUUGUAUUUUUUCCCGAUAAAUGAAAAAAGCGCACCUCUUUCGGAGUCAGAUUCAAUGCACAGAUCGUGGGAAAAAUCUGAUUUCGGUUUCGGUUUUUUACUUGAGUGAGUGUAUGAACAAUAGAGCGUGUUGUAUACGCCGUUAAAAUUUUAACGUUCAAGUUCAUGCCGUAAAACGUGAUCGUGUGACUUCGAUUACAGACAAAUAAUUAGGACAUUGUAGCUUAAAUUUCUUUGUUUUGGAUGUGCAUAAUAAAUGAAAAAAUGUGUUUUAGCACACACGAAGCUUUACAAAGUUAAAUAAUUAUUAUUUCUGAUCAAUCUAAAGAGGUUUUCCCUAUUGUGCAUUCAAUUCUUAAGAGCUCAUUUGUUUCUCUUAUUUUAUCAUUUUGUAAUGUAAAUACCUACUUCAAUAUUAUAAAACCACAUACGAGAUCAAUUUUCUAAUUAGAGAUAUUACUAGAGAUUGAAUAAGCAGCUCAACUGUCAUCACUGCUCAAAACGAACAAUUGUAAAUUGACCAAUCAUUGAAUAAAUUCAACGUUCAAUAACUGUCACAAAUAGCUAACCCCGAAACACACAUCGAUGUCGUGUAAAAAAAACUUCGUAUAGAUCCCCUCUCAACAAGCUGCUGCAAUUGAUCGCAAAAUAGCGGUCCUUCAAAAUCGGGAAGGAGCAACAUCUGUCACUUGAUACGGCGCAAUAGUUUUUAAGACAUAAACAAUAGAACAUUUAUAUACGUCAAAUAUAUAAAUACAACCGGAUACAAUUAUUAAACUGCAACCAAAUCAAUUUUACAACAGGCUUACACAAAUCUACUGGAAAAUCGUGCAACACUCAGAUUUUUGUCAUUUUUAAUUUCAAAAUCUAUUACAAAUAAACAAUAUAACUCAAAGACGGGUCUGUGAGAAUCGUAACUCAAAGACCCAUCUUUAUUACAGUAAAAUGAACUACAUCUAUAAGUUAUCUUAUCAAACAGCAUUUUUGUUACACAAACUGCAAUAACCAAAUAUAUAUAAUCGAUGGAGUUAUAUAUAUCCACCACAUAAUACAACCACAAUAUCAAAAAUAUUGAGUGACAGAUAUUGCCUUAAGUCCCCGUCUUCAAACAUAAAACACAAUAGAAAUGUGGAAACAGUAAUCAUCAUUUUUUGCUCCAAGAAAAUCGUCGCGAGCAUGAUAUGCCGGAAUAGAACAACCUCACUCUUAACCGAGAAAAUCGUCAAACUUAUGUCAUAUUACAAAAAACUAGUCAAUCAAAUCAAAUAACCUGUAACUCUAUAAGGAUAGUUUUACUGAAUUGUGGCAUCAAACGCAUUUUUGGUGGCAAUUUAUAGUACCAGAAAAUGAUAUCUUGUCCAAACCUUGGGUUUCUGGAUUCAAUCAGAAAACACAUGCUUAAAUUGCCAUUAAACUUGAACAUCAAAAAUAAUCAUGCAUUAUUUCGAAACCACAACUUACUAAACAUAUUCUACAGAAAAAUCGCAAUUUUUAACUCAACAUUGUAAUGCUGAAGCAAAAUAAGGUGAAACAACAUAUUGAUUAUGUGUUGUACUGCAUAAAAGAGAAUGGUGAACGGAGGUACACCAGAGAAACAAAUUCCAAAGUCAUAUUCUUGUUAUAUAAAUUUUCGUUACGAACAUAUAUUUGUGUAUUGUGUAUUAUGCAGACCUAGCAUCGCUACGACGAGAACCAAAAUUAAACAUAAAAGAAUACAUCAAGACAUCGACAUUAUCCCACUUUUAUGGAGAAAAUUUUAGACAACAUUAAACGCUAAGCGACCAACAAAUUCAAAAUUUUAGAAUUAAAAUUAAAAAAAAAAACAAAGAAUAGCGAAAAAUAGAAUCGAAUGUCAUGUUUUAAUAAAUAAAAUGUAAGUUUUCGUUUUCAUUAACCAAUGAUUCAGAUUAAUAAAACAAUAAUUUGUGA
Molecule: messenger RNA, 8178 nt
Organism: Armigeres subalbatus
Lineage: Eukaryota; Metazoa; Arthropoda; Insecta; Diptera; Culicidae
Exons: 3
Coding region: 531-5897 (1788 amino acids)
Molecular function (GO): protein binding
Source: RefSeq, a predicted model, not a curated record